Messenger RNA from Triticum turgidum subsp. durum (durum wheat), 2514 nucleotides. NCBI's taxonomy places the organism in Eukaryota, Viridiplantae, Streptophyta, Magnoliopsida, Poales, Poaceae. The record is from the annotation of a GenBank genome assembly.
AUGGCCGACGCACCGGAGCAGCCUACGCCAGACCCACCCACACCGCCGCAGGAGGCUAUCCAAAGGCCUAAGAAAAAUAAGAAAGGCCGCAGGAAGAAGCCGAAGAAAGCCGCCGCCGCCGCUGCCGCCCCCUCCUCCUCUGGCGCCACCAUGGUCGAGGAUCCCUUCCUCGUCCUCGCCGGCGGCAAGGAAGGAGGGUUCCUGGAGCUGGAGGAGAUCGACGGGGCCGACUUCGGGAUCUUCGGGAGCUUCGUGGAGGACGUGGGAGCAAGUGAGAAGAAAGCGUGGAAUGACCAGAAGAAGAAGAAGAAGAAAAAGAAACGCAAGCGAGGGGAUGCCAAGCGCUUGGAUGGGGAUGUAGGCGGCGAUGGUGAUGGUGAUGGCGAUUGUGCAGGCGAUUUGGUAGCUGAGAGCGAGGAGGAGGGUGAGAAGGGUGAGAAUAAAAGAAAGAGGAAGAAGAGGAACAAGAAGAAGAGGAAGGUGAAGGAUAAUGAUUCAGAGAGCAAGGAGGACGUUGCUGAUGACAAUGUGGAAGAUAUGCAAGAUGACAUUGAAAAUAUGGAACAAGACAACAAAGAGGAGGUGAAAUUGGGUGAGGAUGAACUUUAUGCGUGGCUAGAGCUAAGAUUGCAUCCCCUUCUUAUCAAGGCAAUGCACAGGCUUGGGUUCAAUGAACCAACACCUAUACAGAAGGCUUGCAUUCCUGCAGGGGCUCACCAAGGCAAGGAUGUUAUUGGAGCAGCUGAGACAGGUUCUGGCAAGACACUUGCUUUUGGUCUCCCUAUUUUGCAGCGCCUUCUGGAAGAACGAGAUAAGACCACAAGAUUACAUGUAGAAGAUGAAAAAGUGGCGGAGGGAAGUUCUACAGGAGGCCCACUCAGAGCACUUAUUUUGACACCCACCAGAGAACUUGCCAAACAGGUCUGUGAUCAUCUAAAAGAAGCAGCUAAGUUCUUAGGAAUUCAUGUUGUUCCUAUCGUUGGUGGUUUAUCCAUGGAAAAGCAAGAACGACUUCUGAAAAAGAAACCUGAAAUUGUUGUUGGAACUCCAGGAAGAUUAUGGGAGCUAAUGUCAUCAGGCAAUCAGCACCUAGUUGAGCUGCAUUCAUUGUCAUUCUUCGUGUUGGACGAGGCUGAUAGAAUGAUAGAGCGGGGUCAUUUUAAAGAAGUGCAAUCUAUCAUUGAGAUGCUUCCAUUAUCCAAUAGUUCUGAUGAGCAAACUGUAAAAGCCACAUCAAGCUGUGAAACUGUGGCAAAUUUGCAAAUAAAGAAGAGGCAAACCUUUGUCUUCUCAGCAACGCUUGCACUUUCAGCUAAUUUUCGCAAGAAGUUGAAGCGUGGGCUUUCUACUUCAAAGGCAUCGACGGCUGAUGAUCUUAGUUCUAUUGAAGAACUUUCGAAGCAGGCUGGUAUGAAACCUAAUGCAGAAAUAGUUGAUUUGACAAAUGCUUCGAUCUUGCCGGAGAAACUUGAAGAAUCAUUCAUCGAGUGUAGUGAUGAUGAUAAGGAUGCCAACCUUUAUUAUAUAUUGAGUGUUCAUGGGCAAGGCCGCACGAUAGUAUUUUGCACAUCGAUUUCUGCACUGCGUCACAUUUCUUCCUUAUUACGCACUCUUGGAAUAAAUGUCUUGACAAAUCAUGCUCAAAUGCAACAAAGGGCUCGCAUGAAGGCUGUGGAUCGUUUCCGUGAAGGCGAGAACUCCGUUUUGGUCGCGACUGAUGGUUUUGCAAGGGGCAUGGACUUUGAUAAUGUUCGAACUGUUAUCCAUUAUCAACUGCCACACUCAAGUGAUGUUUAUAUCCACAGGAGUGGAAGGACAGCGCGUAAAUCAUUGACUGGCUGCAGUAUUGCAUUAAUCUCCCCUGCUGACAAAGCCAAGUUUUACUCUCUUUGCAAGUCAUUUUCAAAGGAGAACCUGCAGCAGUUUCCUGUUGAUCAGGCCUACAUGCCUGCAAUAAUGAAUAGGCUCUCCCUUGCUCGGCAGAUUGACAAGAUAUCAAGUAAAAGUUCAAAGGAAAAUGCUAACAAAUCCUGGCUUCAGAGGAAUGCUGAAUCCAUGGGUUUGAUAUUGGAGGCUAGUGACAGCGAGGAAGAACGUGUACGGGGCCACAAGCAACGAAAGGCGACUUCGGCACAGCUCCAGAAACUUCAGCAGGAUUUGAAUGAACUCUUGCAACAUCCCUUGCAGCCUAAGACAUUCUCACGCCGCUAUUUGGCCGGGGCUGGUAUUUCACCAUUGCUUCAAAAGCAACUAGAAGAGUUGUCCAAAAGGAAUGUAAACAGUAAUAGCAGUAAUGACAAUAAUAAAGGAUCGCGGUUUGUUAUUAUUGGCCAGGAUCGUGUGGAACCGUUGCAAGCUCUUCAAGAUUCUGGGCAAGAGAUUUGUGUGAACAUGGACAAGCAAAGGGAGAAGAGAAGACUUGCUGAGAAUUGGAGGCGAAAGAAACACGAAGAGAAGAAAAGCACACGAGAACAAAAGAGAAAGGACAGGAGAAGUGCUAAAGAGAGAGACUGA